AUGGAACUUCCCCAGCUGGAACACAUGAGGCUCCGCAGGUGUAACAGCGCAGCCUCGGUGCCUCAGUUCUGUAACUCUCCCACGAUGAUCGUGAUGGUGGGACUUCCUGCCAGAGGGAAGACGUACAUUUCCAAGAAACUCACCCGCUACCUCAACUGGAUCGGAGUUCCUACAAAAAUGUUCAACGUCGGCCAGUACCGAAGAGAGGCUGUGAAGAUCUACAAGAACUUUGAGUUCUUCAAAUCGGACAACGAGGAGGCCAUGAGGAUCCGCAAGGCCUGUGCAACAUCUGCCCUGAAGGACGUCACCGUCUACUUCACCAAGGAACAGGGACAAGUGGCCGUGUUUGAUGCCACCAACACCACCAGGGAGCGGAGGACCAGCAUUCUGUGUUUUGCGAAGGAGAAAGGCUUCAAGGUUUUCUUUGUGGAAUCAAUCUGUGAUGACCCAGAGAUCAUUGCAGAGAAUAUCAAGCAAGUAAAGUUCGGGAGUCCAGAUUACGUGGAUCGUGACGUAGAUGAAGCCAAAGAAGACUUCAUCCAGCGCAUCGAGUGCUACAAAGCCAGCUACAUGUCGAUAGACGACGAGAAAGACAGGAAGCUCUCCUACAUCAAGAUCUUCGACGUGGGCAGCAGAUACCUGGUGAACCGGGUCCAGGACCACAUUCAGAGCAGGAUCGUCUACUACCUCAUGAACAUCCACGUCACGCCCAGGUCCAUCUUUCUGAGUCGCCACGGAGAGAGUGAGCUCAACCUGCUGGGGCGCAUCGGGGGGGACUCGGGCCUCUCGCCCAGAGGACACAAGUACGCCAAGUCCCUGGCAACCUUCAUCAGGAGUCAGAACAUCAAGGACCUGAAGGUGUGGACGAGCCACAUGAAGAGGACCAUCCAGACGGCCGAGGCUCUGGGCGUCCAGUACGAACAGUGGAAGGCUCUCAAUGAGAUCGACGCCGGCGUUUGUGAGGAGCUCACCUACGAGGAGAUCCAGGAGAAUUUCCCGGAGGAGUUUGCCCUGAGAGACCAGGACAAGUAUCGGUACCGUUACCCUAAGGGUGAAUCCUACGAGGACAUCGUCCAUCGUCUGGAGCCGGUCAUCAUGGAGCUGGAGCGGCAGGAGAACGUCCUGGUCGUCUGUCACCAGGCGAUCAUGCGCUGCCUGUUGGCUUACCUCCUAGACAAACCUGCAGAUGGGCUGCCUUACCUGAGAUGUCCCCUUCACACGGUGCUCAAACUCACACCCAUAGCCUACGGGUGCAAGGUUGAGUCUUUCUUCCUCAACAUCGAAGCCGUGAACACACACAGAGAGAGGCCAGUGAACGUGGACACCAGCAGAGACCCAGAGGAAGCUCUGCAGACGGUUCCCGAUCACAUAUAG
Molecule: messenger RNA, 1374 nt
Organism: Limanda limanda (common dab)
Lineage: Eukaryota; Metazoa; Chordata; Actinopteri; Pleuronectiformes; Pleuronectidae
Gene: pfkfb1
Product: 6-phosphofructo-2-kinase/fructose-2,6-biphosphatase 1
Exons: 14
Coding region: 1-1374 (457 amino acids)
Biological process (GO): fructose metabolic process; fructose 2,6-bisphosphate metabolic process
Cellular component (GO): 6-phosphofructo-2-kinase/fructose-2,6-biphosphatase complex; cytosol
Molecular function (GO): fructose-2,6-bisphosphate 2-phosphatase activity; ATP binding; 6-phosphofructo-2-kinase activity
Source: RefSeq, a predicted model, not a curated record